UCUUUAUUGUAGCAGAAACCCCACCCCUGCUUUCCUCCUACCUCCAUCCUUCGGUCUCCUCCGACUGCGACGAGUAGCUAGGGCUCGCCGAUUCGAUUCCUACUCGGUGUCGAAAGGUUUAAUCUAAACAAUGGCUGACACUGACGACAUUCAGCCUCUUGUGUGUGAUAAUGGAACAGGAAUGGUGAAGGCUGGCUUUGCUGGAGAUGAUGCUCCUAGGGCCGUUUUCCCAAGUAUUGUUGGUCGACCUCGACAUACUGGUGUGAUGGUCGGAAUGGGUCAAAAAGAUGCAUAUGUAGGUGAUGAGGCCCAAUCCAAGAGGGGUAUAUUGACUCUAAAAUACCCCAUUGAACAUGGAAUUGUUAGUAACUGGGAUGACAUGGAGAAGAUAUGGCAUCAUACCUUCUUCAAUGAGCUUCGCGUAGCACCAGAAGAACAUCCAAUUCUUCUCACAGAGGCCCCUCUUAAUCCCAAAGCGAACAGGGAGAAGAUGACACAAAUUAUGUUCGAGAGUUUUGAUGUCCCUGCCAUGUACGUUGCUAUCCAGGCUGUCCUCUCCCUUUAUGCUAGCGGACGUACCACAGGUAUCGUGUUGGAUUCUGGAGAUGGGGUCAGCCAUACAGUACCAAUCUACGAGGGAUAUGCACUUCCACAUGCUAUCCUACGUCUUGACCUUGCUGGAAGAGACCUGACAGAUUCCCUCAUGAAGAUUCUAACAGAGAGAGGAUACUCCUUCACAACCAGUGCUGAGCGGGAAAUUGUUCGUGACAUCAAGGAGAAGCUUGCUUACGUGGCACUUGACUAUGAGCAAGAGCUUGAGGCUGCUAGGACUAGCUCAACAGUCGAGAAGAGCUAUGAGCUACCUGAUGGGCAGGUCAUCACAAUCGGGGCAGAGCGCUUCAGAUGCCCAGAGGUUCUCUUCCAGCCAUCACUCAUUGGUAUGGAGUCAGCAGGUAUCCAUGAGACUACAUACAACUCCAUCAUGAAGUGUGAUGUCGAUAUCAGGAGGGAUUUGUAUGGAAACAUUGUGCUCAGUGGUGGGUCGACUAUGUUUCCUGGCAUUGCUGAUCGCAUGAGCAAGGAAAUCACUGCAUUAGCCCCUAGCAGCAUGAAGAUAAAGGUUGUGGCUCCACCUGAGAGAAAAUACAGUGUCUGGAUUGGUGGAUCCAUCUUGGCCUCGCUGAGCACAUUUCAGCAGAUGUGGAUUUCGAAAGCAGAGUAUGAGGAGUCCGGCCCUGCCAUUGUGCACAGGAAGUGUUUUUAGAUGCUCCGUUGAUUUUAUGCUAUGCUUUCAUACGGUUCAGUGUGAGACUUAACUCAGUCGAUGGUUUUGUUAUGUUGAAGUCCUUUUAAUAUUUCGAUGGUAAUUUCUGUUUUAUGGUUGCAUUUGGACUCUUUUUAGUAUAAUAUAUCAGAUACGCGUCCUUGUAAUGUCAGUUGGGAUGAUUUGAAGACUUGGAUUGUUGUUUCGAUUGGCAUCUUGAAUGGGUUGGUCUAUGUGGAGAUAACUUUAUAUUCAA
Musa acuminata subsp. malaccensis (wild Malaysian banana) is the source of this 1520-nucleotide messenger RNA. Lineage: Eukaryota; Viridiplantae; Streptophyta; Magnoliopsida; Zingiberales; Musaceae. The record is from RefSeq and is a predicted model, not a curated record.